This is a messenger RNA of Paramecium pentaurelia, 973 nucleotides long. The record is from the annotation of a GenBank genome assembly. Lineage: Eukaryota; Ciliophora; Oligohymenophorea; Peniculida; Parameciidae.
AUGAAAUAUUAAUCAUUGAGUAACGAUAUUAGAAGGCUAAAACGAAUAGAACAGAAUAAAGAAGAUUAGUUGAAUAAGCUAAUAAGUAAUAUCGGAUAAGAAAUUUAAUAAAAGUAACUAUAAUAAUUAUAUAAUUAGCAUAGAUGAUCCGUAUAAAUAUUUAAUCAAAAGAAACUAUUCAAUAGAUGAUAGAACUAUAAUUAAAAGAGACGAUACGUAAUAACGUAGACCAUAAGGAAGUAUGUCCAUAGCUGAAAUUUGGACAAAAAAGAUGAAAAAAUAAUGUGAUAAAAUAUUAGAAGAGAUGAAGAAGAAGCAAAAUAAAUAAAUGUAAAGUUUAUAAAUUAGUUAGACUCGAUUUUUCAAAAUAAUAAUCAAUAGAUAAUAGAUAAAUUGAAGAAUCAAAUUAAUGUAUACAAUUAUUUUAUAAAUAAAGCUCCAUAAAAUGCAAGCUUGAUGAUUGAAUAAUUGGGACUUAAAGCCUUAAUGGGUAAAACUAAAUACAAAAACAAAAUUAAAUAAAUAGUUUAGUCUCCUCAAUAAAAAUUACAAUCUUAAUCCUAAAUUUUAACUCAAUCUCCUUAACCUAUCAGAAAUAGAUUUGCUUCUAAUUUUCAUUUUGAGCCCAUACAAUAUUCUCCGAUUUAGCAGAACCAUCACAACAGCCAAAGUACGAGUAGUAGUACAAAAAAUUUGUAUAACGUAAUAAUAAUAGUAAUAGAAUCAAUAGCAAUUUUAGAAAAUACAGUGUCAAUAAUGAAGUUAAAAGAGAAGUAAAUAAAUGUAUAUAUGAUUGUGAUUCCUUAAUUCAUAAUUAUAAAGAUGUUGAUAAGUAUUAAUCUAUUAUAAAAUUCGUAGAAAGUUAAAACAACCAUAGAAAAGUCGUUUAGAUAUUUUUGUUGAAAAAUAGAGAAAAGAAGCAUUAGAAGAACUAAUAUUUAUCGAAAGAAAUAAACCUAAAAACAUAUGUUGA